UGUUGUGGUCAUUGUGUGUCAAGUACCAGUAUUUGUGUGUAAACAAUUGAGAAAAACUGUAAUAACAUAAACUUUGUUAUGAGUUGUGAUUAUGUAGCCAUUGAAAUUGCUGUCUUUAGUCACUAGAUGGCGACAAAGUCCAUUAUUUGUUCAAUGUCACUCACUAGACCAGCUGCCACUUCCCUCAUUAGAAGAAGUGAUUCUAGUCCUCUCGUGACUUCAGGGACCUUUGGACUCUUGUAAUGAUCUUGUAUUUCUUUUUACUAAUAUGCUUAAUGACUAGACACAGUCAGGUUAUAGUUUUAGGAGCUUUUCCUUAAAUAUAACCUAGUGUUGGCUAAAGUACAAGAAAUCCUUUAAUCACCUGAGGGUGAGCGUGUUAUCAGACUCUGUCUGGCUGGAGAGCCCUCAUUAUCUGUUGCUUUUGUUUGUUUUGAAAGAGGGAACUGGUUUUGUAAUAACUUACUCACUGUGCUCCUCCUCCUCUUUUAAACUUCUGUAAACCACUCUGAGUUGGACAGUGAGAGAGGUCAGAGCACCAGAGAGCCUUCAGCACGAUGGAGGAGACAACCGGCAGAUCAACCAAGAAAAAAGUGGUAGUGGUGGGCGGUGGUUUGGUCGGUGCACUGAACGCCUGCUUCUUCGCCAAAAGAGGCUUUGAUGUGGAAGUCUUUGAAACUCGGGAAGAUUGUCUCCCAGGGGAUCCCCAUGCAUGCGAGAAUGAUCCAUUCCCUGAGCGGGAAACAGUCCACGAUCCCUUACGGCAAGAAAGGCCAGUUCAUCCUGUCAGUAGACCGAGCCAAUCUGAACAAAGAGCUGCUAACAGAGGCAGAGACGUAUCCAAACACAAAGUUGAACUUUGACCACAAACUGCAGGACUGGAGUGCUAAAACAGGGCUAAUGACCUUUGACAGGUCAGACGGGUCCAGUGAGCACAUCAAGGCCGACCUGAUUGUAGGCUGUGACGGAGCUUUCUCUGCCAUCCGCAAGCAGUUCCUCCGUCUCAGCCGCUUCAACUACAGCCAGACGUACAUCCCCCACGGCUACAUGGAGCUCACCAUGCCGCCCAUCAACGGAGAGUUUGCCAUGAAGCCAAAUUAUCUGCACAUCUGGCCACGAAACACGUUCAUGAUGAUCGCCCUGCCCAACAUGGACAAGACAUUUACCUGCACUCUCUUCAUGCCCUUUGAGGAGUUUGAGAAGAUCACCACAGGCGAUGAAGUCAUCGAGUUUUUCCAAAAAUACUUCCCUGACACCAUACCACUGAUAGGAGUUGAUGCUCUCAAGACGGAUUAUUUCCGAUUACCAGGGCAGGCCAUGGUGUCUAUCAAGUGCUCCCCAUAUCACAUCGGAGACAAAUGUGUCCUAAUGGGCGACGCGGCCCACGCAGUGGUGCCGUUCUAUGGUCAGGGGAUGAACGCUGGCUUUGAGGACUGCAUCGUGUUUGAAGAAAUAAUGGAUCAGUUCAGUGAGGAUUUCAGUGCUGUACUGCCGGAGUAUAGCAGAGUGAGAGUCCCAGACGACCACGCCAUUGCAGACCUGGCCAUGUACAACUACACUGAAAUGCGAGCCCAUGUCAACUCCAAAUGGUUCCUUUUCAGAAAACAUGUCGAUAACGUCCUCCACUUCCUCAUGCCAAAGGCAAUAGUUCCACUUUACACAAUGGUCACUUUCACUAGGACAAGGUACCAUGAAGCUGUGGACCGCUGGCAUUGGCAAGACAAAGUGAUAAACUGCGGCCUGCUGCUCAGCGCUACAGGAGCUGUUUUGGGAUGCUCCUACCUGCUCAUUAAAAAUCCUCCUGAUACCAGUAAACUCAUCAUCCCCGCUGAGAUAAUGUGGGACCGGCUCGCGACUCUCUGGACCGCCUGAGCGCCGGCUCUGAUCUGACAGACAAGUACAGAGACUGCAGCAUCAAACACUAGAAUCAAAUGAUAGUUACAGUUUGAUUGAAUCUCCUAAUGAACAAAAUGAAGGCUCUGCUUGGCAGAUUAAUGUAGUGUAAUAAUGAUUGUAACCUAACUUAUACCAGUUAUAAGGAUUGAUAAUUAGAUUUCAUCGCUGUUCAACGGCACGAUAAUGGUUUGACUGAAGGAGCGCAACAAAUUUGAUGAGUCUCGUGCCGUCAUCAUCAACAUUUGCACAGUUUUCACUGUGAGAACAAAAAUGUCUGUAUGAGUUUAUAAAGAUGCCCAUACAUGAGUUGCAAAUAAAUGUUCCCUCAGCUCAAAGUUACUGUCAGAUUUAUAUUUUGCCUUUGGCUCCAUUCCUCUCGACAUCAUCUAGGCCAGUGGUUCUCAACCUGGCGGUAGGGACCCCCAAGGGGGACGCCAGAUGGUUGUGGAGAAAAAAAUAAAAUAGCAUGUUAAAAAUAAAAUAACAUAUUUAACGUG
Messenger RNA from Sebastes umbrosus (honeycomb rockfish), 2393 nucleotides. Its product is annotated as kynurenine 3-monooxygenase. Gene Ontology annotation, biological process: NAD+ metabolic process; quinolinate biosynthetic process; L-tryptophan catabolic process. Gene Ontology annotation, cellular component: mitochondrial outer membrane. The record is from RefSeq and is a predicted model, not a curated record. NCBI's taxonomy places the organism in Eukaryota, Metazoa, Chordata, Actinopteri, Perciformes, Sebastidae. Bases 661 to 1872 code for a protein of 403 amino acids. Gene Ontology annotation, molecular function: NAD(P)H oxidase H2O2-forming activity; kynurenine 3-monooxygenase activity; FAD binding. The transcript is spliced from 14 exons.